Messenger RNA from Cylicocyclus nassatus, 2328 nucleotides. Lineage: Eukaryota; Metazoa; Nematoda; Chromadorea; Rhabditida; Strongylidae. The record is from the annotation of a GenBank genome assembly.
AUGGCGAUGCGACUAGGUACAUCUAAGCGCUUACUCACACGCUACACGAAGAAAUUGGAAGCAGUCAUCACACAUCUUAAGAAUGAAAGGUUGGAAACGCGCACGGCAACUUCACAAGAAGGCGAAGUACUUAGGGACAGCUUACGACAACUCAACGAAGGAAUAGGUGCAAUAACAGCGUUUACGGAGAAAAUUGAAAAACUCUUGAUGGACUAUGCCACAGAUGUCUCAAGCUUGCAAGACUUGGACGAACAAGAAGUAACCAGCUUCGAGGAGUAUUCCGCAAAGGCGGAAGAAACUCUUGCCUCCGCAUUUGACUACUUAGUACUCUUACAGUCACGCAGACAGGCAUACACGGUAUACACGUCUCGUGCAGGGGAAGCAAGUAACACGACACUGGAAGCUGCGGAAGGAACUACCCCGGUACAACCAAGGCCAGUCAACCUUCUCGUACCACUGGAACUAGAAGAGUACCAGUCUGAAAACACAAAGGAAGCAGAUGCGGGUGGUAGUGAAAUCACACCUACUGCCUCUUCAUUCAUAUCGAAUGGCAAUAACACAGCUCUUUGGGAUAAUCAAUUAAAGCCCGCUCUACGCUGUCCCACAAGUAAAGCGGCAAGAACACUACGGUGUGAAAUAUUUGAGCAGUGUACGUGUAAUCCCGCCGAAACGAAGGCCAAUUGCAAUUGCCUGAAUGUGCCGAUACUGAAGCAGUUCGAGGACUUGCAACGACGAAUGCCCGUAAUUUUACCAUCAAUAACAUUUGAGGAAUCAAUCCAUGGCGUCAAGGCAACCGUUCAGAACAUGCUUUCGACAGAAAUAAUCGUAACCCUGCAAGAAGAUCUACGCACUAACCUCGUCGUAGACAACGACAUCUGUACGGUGGAGAACACACAGUUGAUAGGAUGCUAUAACUGCGAAAAGGGGGCUCAUGCAAAAAUCAAGUGUUUUUCCUCUCGGUCAAGUAAAGCAGAAAUCAUAUGUGAAAGAACAAGUUUCACGGCUCCGUGCGGCAAACAAGGGAUCGAAUCAAUCAUGAGAAUCAGCCCUACUCAAGCAAUGGUUCGCAUGAAAUGUUCGGUCUCAUGCGGACAAGUCGUCACAGCAUUUGAAGUCGGAGGAAUUCUCAAAUAUACUGCAACUUUCGAGGCAAUGUUCUACAAGUGGCUUACGAGCAACCGCGAAAGUGCUUCAGCCGAAAUCAAGUGGCCUGACUUCUACCAUCUAUUUGAUGUAUUCAGUCAAUGGUAUAAAACGGUACUCAUCGCAGGAAUCACACUCAUUGCUAUGCUAGGAAUAACCUAUGUGCUCAUUUCGACCUGUGGACUUAGAUGCGUUAUCAUCCUAGCAAAACUCAGCGCCGCUGAACUCGACGGAGAAACAACAUUCUUAAAGACGAUCCUGAGAAUAGCAAGCCCACAAGCGGAAUUCCUGGAACCCCAGCUCCAAGCCAUCCUAAAAUCGCUACACAAUCAAAAGAAAGUAGCGACGACGCAGAGAACACAAUGGACGUCAUUGAUGGGCGAAGCAAAUUUUUUGCAGUCAUCCACAAACGAACAACUUAUGGUGACCAACAGAUGCCUACGAAGCGCGACGCAGACCAAGGAAAAGAUACUACGACUCGGGACAUGGUACAUCCUCACGGAUAGGAUCUAUGACCGACAAGUACAGGCUAAUCUCAUACCGAGAGGGCGGCGAUUCCAGUGGCUGGAAAAAGGAAAGAAACAAGAGUACGAUGUCAAUGCAGAAUCAGUGCUCAAAAUGGUUCAAAGCCUAAUGAGCUUCACGAAAACGAGCAUAAGCAUGAUGGAAGAUCAUCUAAACAAAGUCGAGAGGCAAGUGAAUGAGAGCGAGGAAGCAAAGCUUGCAGUUCAAUGUAAACAACUGAAGGAACGUAUCCAGGAAAUAGAGCUCGACUGGGCAGAUCAAGUGGAGCGACUCGAAAGAGAAAACAGAGCACUAAAGGAGAAGAUCCAAGAACAGUACGAAGAUAGGCAAAUGGACUGGAGUGCUGAAGUUGAAGAAACAACCGACGGCAGUCGAGCUGAGAACAAGGAACAAGAAAAAGAAAAAGGCCCAGAGCAAAAUGAUGACGCAAUGGAUUGGACGGCUCCAACCGAGGAAAUAGCAAUAAUCGAUCAAGCCGAUGACGAUAAAACAAAGGAUGAUGACUAUGAAGAUGACAAAUCAGAAGAAAAUAUGAUGGAAACAACAUUUUCUACGAUCGAAAAGUUGAUGGACCAGGAGGACAGCAGCGAAAGACAAAGAGAUUACCAUAUUGUUGACGAUCAGAUCACAAAAAGCACACGAUCUGGGUUCAAUCCAUAG